CGCGCCCCACGGCCUGCCCCACGGCGUGCCCCACGGCCCGCCCCACCGCCCCGUCUCCCCGCAGCACGCAGCCACCACCGACGCGUCGUCCAUGGCUUUAUUGUGGCCCGGGGCGGGCGGGGGGGGGGGGGGUCGAGCUGCGCGGCAGCAAUGCGCCCCCCCGUCGCCCCCCGGCUCCGCGGUUUGGGGCGAAACGCGGCGCUUUCAGCCCACGCAGCGGCAGGCGGCGGCCGAGAGCUGCCCCACCUGGCGCCAGCGGUGCCCGUCGUCGAGGAAGGCGACGUCCUCGUAGCGCGCGGGGCGGCAGCAGGGCGCGGGGGGGGCGGCGCGGGGGGGCCGCAGGCGGGCCAGGGCCAGCGCGUGGUUGGAGCGGGCGGGCGGGCAGCCGCCGCCGCAGUACUUGAAGAGCAGCGUCUCCUCCGAGGCGUAGCCCAGCCCCAGGUCCCGCGCCCGCACGGCCAGGCUCCGCAGCCCGCACGGCCCCCCCGCCGCCUCCUCCGCCCCCCCCGCCGGCAGCGGGAGGAGGAGGAGGAGCGGGAGGAAGGCGGCGCCGAGCGGGGCGGGGGGCAUCCUGCCUGGCGGGGCUCCGGCGGCGGCAGCGCUGGGCGGCCGGGGGCUCCGGCCCCCUUUAUCGGGGCCUGGGGGGGCGGCGCGUGGCCCUGGCGCCGCCCCCGGGAGGGGUUUACCCCCCCCCCGGGGAGGGAUUUAGCCCCCCCGGGAUGCUCCGGAGAGGAAUGUGCCCCCCCGGGGCUUCCCCAGAGCAGGAUUUUGCCCCCCGGGUCACCCCAGAGGAGGAUUUACCCUUCUGGGUCACCCCAAAGAGGGAUUUACCCCCCCCCCCGGGGCCACCCCAAAGGGGAAUUUGCCCCCCCCGGUCACCCCAAAGAGGGAUUUACCCUCCUAGGCUGCUCCAAAGAGGAAUUUGUCCCCCUGGGGCUUCCCCAGAGCAGGAUUUUGCUCUCCCUGGAUCACCCCAAAGAGGGAUUUACUGCUCUGGGGCUGCCCCAAAGCAGGAUUCAGCCCCCCGGAGCUGCCCCAAAGGGGGAUUUGCCACCCAAAGUGGGAUCCCCCCCCAAGGGAAUUCCCCCCCCCCCAGGUCGCCCCAAAGUGGAAUUCCUCCCCUGGGAGCUCCGGGCCGGCAGCUGGCUCCCCCCGGCGCGGGGAUAAAUCAGGGCCCGGCCGCCACAUUCUUUCCGCUGCCGCCCGGAGCCAAGGGAAAAACCCAUCAAUUGCCGCCGCCGCGGGAGCCGGCUCCUGCUUCCCGCUGGGAAAACCCCCCCGCCGCGGCCGGGACGCGGGGGCUCCGCCACGGGGGUGGGGGGGCUUGGGGCGCGGGGGGGCCCUACUCUUUGAGGAAGAAGUGCAUCUUGUCGUUGAUCAUCUUGCGCUCGGGGUUGAGGCGCUUGAGGAUCUGGGCGAGGACGUUGACGGUCUGCUCGCUGCUGAGCCCCGUCUUCUUGGUCUGGAACUUCUUCAGCAGGUCCUUGGUGGUCAUGGGCUUGCGGGUGAGGUAGCGCCGCACCGCCUCCUCCGUCAGCUGCACGUCGCUGGGGGGGCACGACGUGGGGGCGGCGACGGGGGGGUCAGGCCGGCCCGGGGGGGCCCCCUGCCCCCCCCAUCACCCCCCGGACCCCCCUCACCGCCAUGAAGAGCGCCGACGAGGUCUCGCUGUCGAUGUCGCUCUCCUCCGAGGUCUGCGACUCGUCGCUGCUGUCUGUGGGCGCCCAAGUGUCACCACCGGCCCCGUUCCGGCUCCUUUCACCCCAAAACCACCCUUUUUUUCCCUUCUUCCCCCCCCCCCCUUUGAACUGGACAUAAAUGCUGCUCCCCCCUCCCAGA
Molecule: messenger RNA, 1839 nt
Organism: Dromaius novaehollandiae (emu)
Lineage: Eukaryota; Metazoa; Chordata; Aves; Casuariiformes; Dromaiidae
Product: basic salivary proline-rich protein 4-like
Exons: 2
Coding region: 151-1167 (338 amino acids)
Source: RefSeq, a predicted model, not a curated record